Messenger RNA from Rotaria socialis, 3423 nucleotides. Lineage: Eukaryota; Metazoa; Rotifera; Eurotatoria; Philodinida; Philodinidae. The record is from the annotation of a GenBank genome assembly.
AUGGGUGAAUACUCGAAAGCACUUCCACUUCUAGAANUGUUGCUUGAUACUAAGGAUUCAAAAGGUGGUCUACUAUCGUUCAAUAAUUUUCUAUCAACAAGUAUGGAACGAAAAGUGGGCAUGGAAUUUGUUGAACGUACUAUGAAAAAGAACCAAGACAUUGUUGGCGUUAUUUUUAUUAUGACUAUUGAUCAAAUUAAAAUAUCACCUUCGAAUACUCCAUUUGCUAUGAUCGAUGAACACAGUGCUAUUCCAUCAGAACAAGAAAUACUCUUUACAAUGCACACUGUUUUUCGUGUCGUUGAAAUUAAACAGACACCUAAGAAUAAUCGUCUUUGGGAAGUACACUUGACUAUUACUGAUGAAAAUGAUCCACAACUUUCUACUCUUACCAAUCGCAUUAAAGAGGAGGUUCGAGGUUCGACUGGAUGGUAUCGAAUGGGCAAAUUAAUGCUCCAACUGGGUCAUUUCAAUCAAGCUGAAGAACUCUACAAUGAAUUACUCAAGAAUGCCUCUACUGAUAGCGAUAGAGCAUUUAUCUAUCACAUGCUUGGAUACUUGAAAAACAAUCAAGGCAAAUACCCAGAAGCAAUUAAAUUCUACGAAAAAUCACUCACAAUCAGAGAAAUAUCUCUGCCUGCGAAUCAUCCCUCUUUGACUACUUCCUACAACAACAUCGUGAGUAGCACUUGUUAUGAUGAUCCAACAAAAGAUCAUUCAGAACAAGCCGCCUCGACGGUUGUUCCUAACAAUCAAACGCAUGCCAAGGAAAUAUUGUUAAAAUUGUGUGAUGAAUUACGACUGAAUUUAACAUUGACAACUGGUAGGGCGAGGAUCAAUCCCGAUGAUAUUACACCAGAAGUAUGAUUGCUUGUACUCUUUUCUAUUAUUUAAUAGACUCAUUCCUGCUUUAGGAGACGAGUUAAGUUAUUAAUAAGGAAAUGCCUGGUCUAGCACAAACAAUGGUUGUGAAGUCAUUAGUAAUUAUUCACGUGGCAAUGCUUUCGAGGUGAAAUUCAUUCUGUCUUUUCUAUCUAGACUAAUUUGUGGCAUUUAUCAAGAAACAUUAAUUAUUAUUCUUUCUUAUAUGACCCCCCUAUCCAUCACUGUUUCAAUUUAUUCUUUUUAUAGAGUAGUUACAGUAUAUUUUCUGUUGUGUUUUGUUUAGUAACUACAAUAAGAUUUAAAUCUGAUAAUAUAUUUAUUUCAUUGUUUAAUGAUGUAUUUCUCAUUGAUCUUGUAUGCUAUUCAACUAGCAGUGGGUUUCAAAGAAAAAUGUUGUAUUGAUAUCGUUUAAAAUAAGUAUUUGUCCAGAGAAAUUCAUCAAAAAUCUUAAUACUAUAUCUUUUCAUAGAUUUACUUUCAUAAUUCUGAUUAUACAGUUUCAUCUAGUCGUUUGCAUCGCUUGAAAAAUCAAAAUAAUUUGUUCAUAUCUUAUAAUUCAACAAUUAACUAUUUUAUCUCAAAUAAAAGUGAGACUCAUUCUCAAUUUUUAAGUAACAACAACAUAUGUAGGAAGUAGAAUUUUAUUUUUCGUUUGCUAUUUUAUUCACCACGUGACUAUGUUCGUUGCAAACAAUAGGAUGAAAAAUCGAACUUACAAUGCCUAUUAAUUUUUUCGUUCUUGUUUCGAAAACGAGAGAUGUAUAACAUUCGAGUCUAUGGUAAUUAUAAAAAUCAAAAUGAUUUUCUUUUUAGUCGAAAAAAUGAGAAUACUAGAAAAGUAAUUUUUGUAACAAAUAGCCCUGAUAUGAAUCCACUGGACUGGAUAUCUAUGUUUUAAUUCAUCCUUUGAUUAUACGGGAGAUAUUAACACGAAGCGAAGGCAAAACAGGUCUUGAUAAAUUGCCGAAAGAUCUAAGGCAAGAAAAAAUCGAUGUUUAUACAUUUCUUCAGCAAUCUCUGUUUAAAUAUUCUCACUUCAUAUUUUCACUUACUCUGUUCAAAGAAGUAUGAAAAAAAAGAAAAGAAAUUUUUACUUCGUUAAAUGUUGCCAGUUGUCAAUGCAUCUUUUUGUUAUUCAUAGUUAAAUUUUAAGAAGAAAACAAGAAAGAUUCAUGUAUUCAACAUUUUGAUCAAUUGUUUUAUUCACGCAGUAAACUAAUGUCUUUUUGGAAGUGUAUCGAAUAUACACUACAUGCAAUGGUGAUAUUUUCUUCAUUUCUUUUUAUUAUUGAUCAACUUAAUACAAUCAUAUAUGAUUCUCUUGGAGUUGAUAGUAACGCAAAUUAGUGAUAAAUGCGUCUUAUAAUCAUAAAAUGCACUGAUAAGUAUUUAUUACUACUCGUAGCUCAGAUCGAUAAGACGUUGAUAGUAUCAAUAGUUCAAUAUCGACUUCUGCUGAAACGUUUUUUAUAAUUUAUUUGUUUCAUUCAAAUCCAUUUAUUAUGUAGAGCUGUAGCGACUUAUUUUCUAUAGAUUGUAAGAUUAUCUAUGACAUUGUGAUGCAAAUAAAAAUGCAACAAUUUUUGAAUCGGACGAAACACGAUUGGAUUAUAAUUUGUUCAAAAAUGAAUAUAUAAAAGAAACCAAUGUAAAUUAGAAAUCCGAAGAAAUUUUCCUUUUUUAGAUAGAUUUUAGUAAGGAUUAAUUUGAUAUAAUAUUUUGAUACUAUAUUAACAUCAUUCAAAUUACGUUACGAUUACGAAAACCUUGAUAGAGCCUGCAUGAAUUCAAAUGUACAUGGCAUGAUUGUUUUAAGAAAGCAUAUCAAUGCACAAUAUAAAUGAACGUACUUGAAAGAAACCUUAGAGAACUCACUAAAGGAAAAUUUUGAUUUAUCUCAGUGAUGAUAAAAAAAUUGAAUCAGGAAUUUCCAUAUCGAUGUAGUACAGAUUAAGAACUUCAACUAGUUAACUCUUUGCUUCUUCAGUAGUUACACGAGUUAUGCUCAACCCAUUGUAUCAAAAUUGAAGCACAAUAAUGAUAGCUAUUGUUUUCUUUAAUCAUUCCUUAAUUAAGAGAAGUAUAGUAGUGACAUAAAAGUUAUCUUUGGUUUAAUCAAAACUUAAUUCUAUUGUCUUCCCUCAUUUAAACAAAAAAUAAUUAUACACACAUAAAAAACAACCAAACUGAUGAACUCUUUGCUCAUUUUUUUCGUUCUUGACAACCCACGAUAAAAAAUUGGUUAAAAAAACGCAGUUAACCGCGGUUUCAAGGGAUAUUUCGAAAACGCGGGAGCCAGACCGUUUUUUCAAACACUGAAAACUGCGCCUUUUUAAAAGCGCGUCGUACCGCGUUUAAAAAAAACUAAUAACCGGUCUGAUUACCGUAUUUUUUACAGGUGACCUGACCAAUUCAUUAUGCUCAGAUACUCUUCGUGGGGUAGUGAACUAUAAGUUCCAUUACUUCAAAGUCGCUCUGGAGCGACGAAGUUCAUCUUAAACUUUGUAAUACUUGAAACUAGGGAUGUACCGAGACCGA